ACCCUCUCUCAAGUCUGAAAGCAAUCAUCUUCUUUUUCUCUGUUCUUCUCUUCCUCAGGCGUGGACUUCUUCAUUAUUCAUUAUUCAUUAUUCAUUAUUCUCUCUCUGCCAUUGAUUGCCCAUCAAAAACCUUCAACUUCUCCUUUUGUUUCCUUCUCGUUUCUGUCUGACUCAUUUUUAGUUCCAAAUUCUCUUUAUUUCCAUUUCCCUUUUUUCAUAAUUCAAAAACAAAAACCCACUUCUCUCAUUCUCCUCCAUGGAUUUGUGGGCCGAUCACUCCUUUCACACCACAGAUAAUCCAGACCGACGUCGUUCUCGCCGCGAAAACCCCUCUUUCUCGUCCUCUCUUCUCGACGCCAUUUACCGCUCCAUCGAUGAAUCCAACGCCCAGCCUGAAGAUCACCUCAUUCUCUACACUCAAAAAACCACUCUCAGAACAAAACAGAGCAUCUCCUCCGCCGCCAGAACAGAGGACGACGAAACUCUCAAAUUCCAUCGAGCUUGUAUCAUCGACAAGUGGAUGGAUAAGAAGAAACUCAGAAACAUUCGUGAUUUUUCUCUUUCCAGCUCGAGUUCGUCGGAAUCCAGCUCCACCGCCGGCAGAAGAUUUUCCUCGUCGGAAUCGGAGUUUCUGUCACGUGCACUUCACAGACCGAAGCCGAAACCGAAGCCGAUCAAAACCACUACAUGGGCUCAAACAGAAAUUAUUAGUCCAAAACCAAAGCACGAAAAUGGGUUCGUUAAAUCCAAAUCCAAAGCUUCAAAAAUCUAUCACGAUUUGAAGAAAGUGAAACAGCCGAUUUCGCCCGGUGGUCGACUUGCGAGCUUCCUUAAUUCCCUCUUCAAUGGUGGAAGUCCAAAAACGAAGCAGAAGAUAUCAAAUUCUUCUUCGAUCAAUUCAACGAAUUUCGAUUACGACAUGUCGAGAAAAUCCAAAUCUCAACAGGUAUCAACAUCUACCUGUUCCUCUGCUUCUUCGUUUUCAAGGUCUUGUUUGAGCAAAACGCCAUCUUCAAGAGGGAACAUUAAGAGAUCGGUUCGGUUUUGUCCAGUGAGUGUGAUAGUGGACGAGGAUUGUCAGCCAUGUGGGCGUAAAAUUUUGCACAAAUUAGAGGAACCCAUUAUGAAGAAAGGUAAUUUGAAAAGUUACCGGAAUUUUGAAACAGAGAAAGUGAAAACAGAGCAUGAAAUGAAGAUUAAUUAUGAGCUGGAUGAAGAUGAUGAUGAUGAUGAUGCUUUGAGUUGUUCCAGUUCUGAUCUGUUUGAAUUGGAUAAUCUUUCAGUUAUUGGAAUUGAAAGAUACAGAGAAGAAUUGCCAGUGUAUGAAACUACCCAUUUCAAUACUAAUUGUGCCAUUGCCAAUGGUUUGGUUUUGUAAUUUUCCCAGCAAAAUUAUGUCAACAAAAUCUGGGAAAAAAAGUUCUAUCAGCUUUUCUUUUUUUUUUUUUUUUUUAAGGAAUUUUGGGGGCUUACAUAAGAGAAUAAUUAGGUUCUCUUCUAUUUUUGGGUUUUUUUUUAAUUUUUUAAUUAUAUGUUAAAAAUUAAAAAUUGUGGUACUUAUUAGUGUCAGAGUGAGAAUUUGAAUUUUUGACUAUCUCCUUAAGCAUAUAAUACCUUAAUUAAUUGAUUUGUUUUA
Molecule: messenger RNA, 1636 nt
Organism: Benincasa hispida (wax gourd)
Lineage: Eukaryota; Viridiplantae; Streptophyta; Magnoliopsida; Cucurbitales; Cucurbitaceae
Source: RefSeq, a predicted model, not a curated record